UAUCCGCUCAACAUUCUCCGCUGCUGAUCAACAGGGACAGGUUUCCGUUAUGGCAGGGGUAGGAACCGAGGACCCCAGCUUGGAUGACACAGAGCUCCGUGAUAUGGAUGAGGACCGAUUGUGGGAGAUGGUGGAAGGCCAUCGGUACCGAAUUGUGCGGGGUAUUUGCCCAAGCCGGCUGACCCCUUACUUGCGACAGGCCAAGGUGCUGGGCCGACUGGACGAGGAAGAGGUGUUGCACAGCCCACAGUUCACAAACAGUGCCAUGAGAGCUGGUCACAUGUUGGAUCUCUUGAAAUCCCGUGGGAAAAAUGGAGCACUUGCCUUUUUGGAAAGUCUGAAACUCCACAACCCUGAUAUUUAUACGCUCAUCACUGGCUUGGAGCCUUCCAUAGACCACAACAAUUUCAGUGGCCUGAUUGAGAGUUCCCAGCUCACUGAGUGCUUGGGCAAGGCUGUGAGCAGCCUCCAGGAGGAGCUGAGCCAGGAGAAGCGACAAAAGCUAUCCCUGCUACAACACUGCCGUCAGCUGAAGGAGAAAGCUGCUCGACUGGAAGCCCAGGCCGAAAGCCUGAGGGGCAUUGAGGCUGAGUGUAACCGCAUGAAGCGGGAGCUCAGUGCUCACUUCCACGAGGCCCUGAAGCUGAAGGAUGAGCUGUACGGCCUGUCCUUGCGCUACAGCAGUGCUCUGCAGGAGAAGGACCUGGCUAUUACCCGCUGCCAGAGCCUGCAGGAAGAGCUCUACGUGAUGAAGCAGGAAUUGCAGCAUGCCCGGGUAUCAUCCUACUGUGAGAGGGAGCUAUCCCAGAGGGUGAAUGGAGACAUGCAGCCACAGGCAGAUGAGCUGCAGAUGCUGAAAGAAGAGAAUGAGCAUCUUAAGUCACUUGUGGAUCUGGAGACUUUCAGUGUGGUACAGAAGGACAUUCUAGAGCAGACCCUUGAUGAGGCUCUGGAGGGCAAGCAGGAGCUGCUGAACCGAAUCCACUCGUUAAGGGAGCAGGCAGCGCUUGCUGAGAAUCAGCGCAAGCAGUGCUGGGAAGAAAGACAACACACUCUGAUCGAGUGCCAGAGGAUGAAGGUGGACUGUGAGAUUUACAAGGAGAAAAUUAGCGCCCUCCAGGCACAAGUGGAUGACCUGCGGAGAGAGAGAGAUCAGGCUUACAGUGCAAGAGAUGCUGCCCAGGCAGAAAUUUCCCACAGUCUACGUGAGAAAGAUUCACUCCGUCGCAGAGUCUUUGAGCUCACUGAACAGAUCUGGGAAUUCAGGAAAGAGCAGGUUCAGAGGGAUGGGCCUUCCUGCUCAGAGUCCACGCAGUAUUGUCCAAAGAGGAAGCAGCCGCUAAUGCGCAUGCAUGCAGUUUGCCUCCGGGAUGACAACCAGGACAGCCUCUUGAGCAUAUCUGAGCACUGGUUGGAUUUAAGCAGCCGGUCAAGUCAAGAGCUAGCUGAGAGCUUCCGGUCCUGCAGCCCUGUCCCACCUUGCAAGGAUUCCCUGCAGAGGAGAGCCAUGCAAGAGAGGUCCUUUUCUAGAAGCAGUUCGCAGGAGUUUUUGGAGGAGGAUUUUGCUCUUCUGUCUGAGGAGAAAGUAGAGGAUCCCACUUCUGAAUAUGAGAUGGUGGGGAAAGAUGAUGGCACCUCCCAGUUGCUCCACAUGGAUCCCUGCAUUUCAGAGAGUGUACCCAUGCGCCGGCGGCUUGCACAGCGCUUCCCAAGCCGCAUCACCACCAUUGCUUUCCAAGCCAAUGCUCUGCUGGAUCAGAUUAGUGUCAUUGGAGGCAACCAGACGGGCAUCUUCAUUCACCAAGUCACGCUAGGAUCUGCUGCUGAUGAGAUGUCCAUAUCACCAGGCCAACAAAUUGUGAUGGUGGACUAUGGAGUGAUGGAACCAGGUUUCAAGGCUGUCCUAGAAGACGCAACGCUUGAGGAGGCUCUUUGGGUCCUAGAGAGGGUGAAUGGUUUCUGCUGCCUGUCUGUGAGGCCCAACAUGGAGGGUUAUAAGAAGCUGCUGAGCGACUUGAACUCCAAGCUGGUAACAUCUGGUGACUCUUUCUAUGUUCGGUCCAAUCUUUGUCUUGAGAGGCAAAUGGCCAGUCAGCUUCAAGUGGGGUGCCAUGAUAUUCUGCAUGUUACCGAUACAGUGUGCCAGGGCCGAACCCAUUGGAUUGCCUGCCACGUGAAUGCCUACACCACGAAGGACAUGGAUGCUGGCACUAUCCCCAGCUACUGCCAGGCUCAGCAGCAUCUCAUUACUCUAAUACAGGAGCUGGCACAGAAGAGCACCGUUUCUCACAAGAAUUCUGGGGCACAGCCCAAGUUGGUGCGUAUCGUUAGCACAGACAAUAAGAAGGUUAAUCCACUGUGGUCAUCCAUGGACUGCAGUCUGUUGGACUCCAGCAAGCCGGAUGUGUGCCCCAGGGUCAGCCUCCACACCAGAAGCUGUGUUACUCUGAUGCCCUACACUCUGGUCAAGCCCUGUAGGCCUGGCCGGCCACGGCCAGUCCUCUUGGUGCCAGCACUUUUGGGGAGAAUCAUGGCCGACAAGCUUUGUCUGUCCAAGGGCGUUGAGAAAUGUCCAGCAGAGCCUCAGAAUGAAACACAGAGCAGAGAUGCACUCCCUGACAAGAGACAUACAAACAGCAGCUGUUGCGUUCCACACCAGGCUCUGGAGGUGCUAAUGGAGAAGAACAUCCAUGGCUGGCUGGACAUGGGCCUGGAGAAAGUUCAGGAACUGUUGGCUAUGGAAAUCUAUCCCAUCAUUAUCCUGGUCAUCAUCAGUGAGAAGAAUGGCAAGAAGUUCAGGAAAGCCCUACAGCGCCUUGGAGCAAGUGAGGAACAGCUUUUGGAGAGUACCCGGAAAGAGGAGGCUCAGCUUGAGAGAGUGCCCUGCCUGUAUGGCACCAUCACCCCUGAUGCCUGGAAUGACCUCGAUGCACUUGUCAGUUGUGUCCGUGCAGCCAUCGCUGAUGAGCAAAAGAAGGUGGUGUGGGUGGAACAAGUGCCUCAUUGACUCUUUCAGGAGUCAGGCAUGCUUGAGGUAAUCAUUUAACUCAGG
Molecule: messenger RNA, 3052 nt
Organism: Euleptes europaea (tarantolino)
Lineage: Eukaryota; Metazoa; Chordata; Lepidosauria; Squamata; Sphaerodactylidae
Gene: CARD14
Product: caspase recruitment domain family member 14
Exons: 21
Coding region: 50-3007 (985 amino acids)
Biological process (GO): regulation of apoptotic process
Molecular function (GO): protein binding
Source: RefSeq, a predicted model, not a curated record